GUGAACGGCAAGGCCGUUAUGUCGAUAUGAAGAAGCAGUAAUUAAAAGGGGACGAGACGCCGCGCUUGGUGUGAUAGUUUUUAUUUUAGUUUUUAAGUUUAAAAUUAUUAAUGCCGGUGUCAAAAUUAUAUAGUAGGACACAGCAUUAUAUACGGCAUUCUCAAGAAAGUGAUUUAUUGCGGAAAACAAUAGCAACCGUUUUCACUACAGGCGUCUGAAAGCACGAGUAGAAAGCGCCAAAGUAUAGUGUUGCAACUACCUCCUUAUCCUUUACAUACCUACUCAAACAGAAAUGGGACGUAGUCCAUCUCCAUCGCAUAGGCGACGUGAAAAAGAGCGUUCUGAACGUAAAAAGCGUCGUGAACGGCGCUCCAGAGAACGUGAAAGGCAGCGGGAACGUGAAACAGGCGCUGGCGGUAGUCGUGCUUUGCGUAGACGGUCACACGACAGAGGAGGUGGUGGUGGAGGGGAUCGAGACCGGACCCGCAGCCGCAGUCGGGAGCGAGACAGAGCAAGUCGUCGCCGUUCUAGAUCACGUUCUCGCGGACACCCAUCUACUUCGGCAUCUACGUCAUCUGGACGACGCGGCGCUGCCGCUGAACGUCCUAAAAUCACAGAAGCCGAUUUGGAAGGUAAAUCACCCGAAGAAGUAGAAAUGCUGAAAACAAUGGGUUUCUGCACUUUCGAUACCACCAAAAAUAAGAAGGUUGAAGGCAACGAUGUUGGUGAAGUGCAUGUUAUCUUAAAGCGCAAGUAUCGUCAAUAUAUGAAUCGCAAAGGUGGCUUCAAUCGGCCGCUUGACUUUGUGGCAUAGCACGUUGUCAAAGCGCGAACUAACGCGUCUACCCACACAAGUCUAUACACUCUGGCGAUAUAUCGACGCACACUCUUGUACUAAUGUUUUUAUUAUUACUAUAUUUUUUAGUAGUGCGUCUGCUGUAGUGCUCAGCAAUCACAUCUACAGCAGCAUGCACAAGACAAUCCUGCAAUUUUAUGCAAUAGACCGGUUUACAAAAUUCAAUUUUCAAAAUUUCCACCACACAUACCUCAUUAAUAUUUAAAAUAUUAAACUUUUUGUAUUGUCCUGUUUAAGUUUUCUCAUAGUUAGUAAGUAAUCUAUUAUAAAUGUGACAUGACUGCGAAGAGUAGAAUAGCUGCCCAGGAGCUGCAUCAUUUGAAGCAAGUGCCAAUAUUGGCAGUAUUUAUGCUUUACGUGUUAUAAAGAGUCGAAAUUCCAAAUUAGACAUGCAUAUACAUUUUUUACUCGUACUUAAAAAUUUAUUAUGAGUUGAUAUUAAUAUUUUGUUUGGGAAAUUAUUUUAAAAAUUUCUGAAGCAGCAAAUUCACUCUUCUCAAUUCAAUCUCGUAAAUAGAGAACAACGAGAUUUCACUAAUUUUCUUUUUGAAUAUUUAAAGUAAUUAAAAUCACUUGAAACAUGAAAAGUUCAAAUGUUUUAAGGCUGAAAUGAAUUAAUGCGAAAGUACUAACGUUGUUGCAUCAAUUGCUUUUAAAUAUGAUUUAUAGCAAUACAACUGAUGCAGUUAAAAAUUAUUAGUUUGAUAAAUUAUCCUAAAAUGAAUUUAGCUGCGUGUUGAAUAUCGCCUGAACUCUUGCACUUGAUUCAUUUUAGUUCCAUAAAGUAAAAGAAAUUUCUAAAUCUCACCCAGUUGGAUUCAAAUUUUACUAAAUACUUGGUAUGUUUUCGCAGUCACGAAAUUUUUUAUGUACAACAAUUACUUGAAGUAUUUGAAAAUCAUAACAAUACAAUACAACAACAAAUUCCCAUAAAUUCCUAUAGAAAUACAUAAAUAUAUCCCAGCACGCAUCUCAAUGCAUAACUCCCCCUAGUAUCCUCCAUACACUGCAAUAGUACAAUUUUUUAUCAAAAUAUUUUUUUUACAAAUAUAGAAACUAUAUAUACACAAAUAACAUAAAUGACCCGAACCUUACUUAUCCUACCCAACAUAACUAGCCUUACCCCUAACCCCAUACAAUUUUUUACCCAUUCACCCCUCAAAUAAACCCAACUACAAUAGACCAAAUAUGCAAUAGCCAGGGAUUUAUAUAAUCAUUAAAAAUAGAAUUGUUACAAUGGUAGUUAUUACAUACAUACAUACAUACUUGAAACAUGAAAAUAACUGUAAAAUAUGUCUAAACAUUUUUAUACAGAGUAAUAGAGUGUGAAGCUUUUUUUUACUGAAGACUACAGUUUUCAACAUUUUAUUCACAUGCAAGUGCCGUUAACACCUAAACAAAAAAAAAAACAAUAGUAAAUAAUUUUUGUAAUAAACAACAGUUAGUGAUAUAAAGAACUGAUGUACGCGUUAAAAGGAAAUUGAACGGGAAUUGAAUAGAACGCAAUGCGAGAGAUAUGCGGGUAUAAUUUUGUUUGACCUUUAAUUUGUAAAAAUGUGUAUAAGCAUUAAUUUUUUUAACAAUUGUAAUUAAAAAUAUCAGUAAUUUGGCUUUAAUGCUUGAAAUGCUAUUUUUUAAAUAAAUAAAAUUUCUUUGAGUGCAUAUUUUGAAGAAAUACCGAUAUUUCAAAAGAAAAUUAUAAACAAAUAAUAAUAAUAAUUCGAAAUUUCGCGAUACUCUUUAAAUUAUAUACGCAAAAUUCUUGGAUAUCCUGCAUAUCAGCCAUAACUCGUAAGCUCAAUAUUUUGAACAGCUAUUAAGAAUAUGGAAAAAACUUUUACUUUUGAAUAUAUAUUAACAGGAAUAUAUAUAUAUAUAUAUAUAUAU
Messenger RNA from Bactrocera dorsalis (oriental fruit fly), 2743 nucleotides. It is a transcript of the gene ytr, whose product is annotated as U4/U6.U5 small nuclear ribonucleoprotein 27 kDa protein. NCBI's taxonomy places the organism in Eukaryota, Metazoa, Arthropoda, Insecta, Diptera, Tephritidae. The coding region runs from base 293 to 814 and encodes 173 amino acids. Gene Ontology annotation, cellular component: precatalytic spliceosome. Gene Ontology annotation, biological process: RNA splicing. The transcript has 3 exons. The record is from RefSeq and is a predicted model, not a curated record.